Varroa destructor (honeybee mite) is the source of this 4519-nucleotide messenger RNA. Its product is annotated as tudor domain-containing protein 7B-like. NCBI's taxonomy places the organism in Eukaryota, Metazoa, Arthropoda, Arachnida, Mesostigmata, Varroidae. The record is from RefSeq and is a predicted model, not a curated record.
CCGGCCGACUACAGCAAGUUGAAGUAAGUAGCUCGAAGCCAGCUGGCCUACGGAGUGCGGCGGAAACCUUAAACGAAGCAGCCAGCAAAAUGGAGGGAGCCGAACUAGCAAACACCCUGCGAAAUCUGCUGCGCAGCGCUAAAGGCGGUAUUCCACUUAAAAGACUCGACGAUGAGUUCUACACGUUUUCAGGAGUGCAUAUUCCGUUGGGUUCGUUCCGAACCCUUGAAGAUCUCCUGAAGACGCUACCGGACGUGUGCUCGCUCAGAAGUAACGACCGUGGACACCUCAGCGUUUACGGCACAAAAUUUCGAGGAUACCAGACAGCCACCGUGCUGGGGGGUAACUCAAAGGGCGGCGCGUCGUCAUCAGGCCGUGGGCCUGGCGGAGGCGGAGGCCAGAUUAGUAACGCUGGUGGCAGCAAUAAACGUCCCCCACCCGGAGGCCGCGGAGCUCGUGGCUCGCAUCCGCAAGCGUUACAAAACAACGGGAUACAUUACACACCCCGACCACGCACCGGACCCUCAGGCCGACUUCCUCGACGUCUACCGCAGUCCAGCAAUUACCAGGCCAACCUUCAGCAGGAGAGUUACGGUCAGGGGCCUUACGCACCACAUUUUCAGUCGGACCAACUCGGUCUUAUCGGCCCUUCGCCAUCGGCCACCGGCUACACUAAUGAUAAUGCUAAUGACUGGGAUAGUGAGUGGAACUACGGAAAUAGUAGGGCUAGAACACCGCUUACGCUAACCGACCCAGAUGACCCUUUCGCCGAUUGGGGCUGUAGUGAUAUGGGUUGCAGUAGUGCUGGCGGCGGUGUAGGUGUAGGGCAUCAGGUCGAUUCGAUGGAGGGUACUCUCGGAGGACCCAGUCCUCCACCUCAGUGGAGCACCCAUGAAGAUCCGAUCGACGGCAGCUUACCCGGUGGUGCAGGACCUGCUGGAGGAAGGCAUUAUAGGCUCGGAGGCGGAGGAACAUCAGCGAUGAACAAUGGUGGUGGUUGCAGCGUUAUGGGAGGCUUAGAGGCAGGUUUACACAGAAGAUUCAUCGAUUUCGACGACUCUACAGGGCAACAGCAUCAACAUCACCAAAAUCGAAGGAAUCGCAACAACAAUAACAAUAACAACAAUGGAAGCUCCGGCACCGGCGGCCAGAGCAAUCACAUCCACGGGAGCAACGCCAGUACGAGCAACGGACACUGGCGUGGAGACACCGGACGAGGCCCUAUGUCUCCCGGCCAUCACGACAAUGUUUCGGGAAACCUGAACCAAAGUCAGGUGUCGUUCGGAUCCCGGCGCGGCAAUAUGGUCUGGAUCAAUCCCUCGAUUCAGUACAAUGGAAGUGGAGGCUCGAGGUCGUCCAGAGAAUAUAAGGCGGAUCGUCCAAACGCAAUUCCAAUCGUCGACCCACGUUCUCGUAGAGUGGUACCCAUGCGUCAUGGAGGUCAUCACGGAGUGUACGGCACUCCGACGGGCGUCGGCAAAAAUGGAGCUGGUCAACAACAAGGCAAUAACAGCACGACGUCACUUGCCAUGCUCGAGGAGUUUGCCCGAGCGUCCGGACUUCCGGCUGCCGAGUUUCAGUUAAUGGAAUCGAAGACCAACAAGAAAGCAGCCGCGGCGCAGUUCCUUUGCACCGUCGAACUUGACGGUAUCAAGUACAAGAGCUAUCCCGACUAUAGACCGACAGCGGAGCUCGCAAAGGAAGCGGCCGCUGCAAAAGCGCUCGCAGCCCUUGGAAUAACCAAGGACAAUCUGCAGCAGCGCGUAGCCGAAAAACAGGCAUCCCUGCCGUUAGCUGAUAUGUCGACUGCGUCGCAAACCGAGGCUAUUGCCGUAAAGCUCGCCCAGAUACUCGAGAAACGGCCCAACGGGGUCUUCUCCAAUUCAGUACCACAGCUCUUCGCCGAAGAGUUCAAACAAAAGCUGCCUGAUGACUGGCAAACAAAGGUUGCCGGCCAUAAACUGCUCGAUUUCGUUCCAAAUACAGUAGCAAAGUGUGACGUACUCUAUCGCCGUGAGGUCGAAGGCAGUAAUCCGGCGGCUCAGGGUUCCGUCGCACCACAAGUGCCUCCAUUGUCGAUAACGGAGGAACAGUUCAUGUUCGUCACGAUGCUCAUUGUUGAUGUACACAACUUUUACGGGCGCGUCGAGCGUGAGGAGUACCACACGCUCGUAAGCGAUAUGGAAGUUUACUAUAAGGUGGAAGCGAAUCUAGCCCAACAAAAGUUGGAACCCUCAGAUCGGCCCGUUGUUGGAGCACUGUACGCAGUCUACGACGAGAGUUGGCACCGGGUUCAGUGUAUUGCUGACGAUGCGGCUGGGGGUGAGGUAGCGGAGUUCCGCUAUGUCGAUCUCGGCAUCACCGAGUUGAUUCCCCGGCAGAAACUGAUGCAUCUCGCUUAUGAUUUCUACGCGGUGCCAUUCCUCGCCAUACAACUACGGCUAGAAGAAUUCGAAGAGUCCAGUGUGUCCGAAUCGAAGCGGCCGUCAGUACAGGCCCUGAUGGAGCGGUUCAUGCAGAACAAAAUCCUGUGGGCGGUUCCAGCUCCAGGGGUCGAUCUGUCCGCUAGGCCGUUACCGGUAAAAGUGUACGACACUGGAGAUGAUUCGGCAGAUUGUGCCAGCAGUGUCGAAGGCAACAAAGACCUGUCACAGGGUCAGCAGAUAGAUAUCAAUACGGAAAUCUACAAGAUCGUGGCGACGCCGGUAAUAUUCCCAGCACCCGUUAUCGCCAAAGGCUAUUUAAGCUGUGUCUUACCGGACGGUUUUAUCUAUCUUCAAAUUGAAGACUUCGGUCUCAGCGAACUGCGCAGCCUCACUGUCGAACCAGCUAGCGAUACGCCCGUUGAAUCGGUGCAAGAAAACAAGAUGUAUUGCGCGCAGCUUGAAGGCAGCUGGUAUCGUUGCGUGGCGACCAAUAUUGUCUCUAACCAAGAAAUCGACAUUGAGUUUAUCGAUUAUGGCAACAAGGACACCGUAGACAUAAAAAAAAUGUUCGCGCUUAAGACUGGCUCGCAUAUUGAAGAUCUUCCUCCUCAGGCGGUUCGCGCGCACAUGACGAACCUUCAACCGGUUGAUACCUGGACGGUGGAAGAACUCGCUACGAUUACAGAUUUUUGUCCUGAAGACCAGAAGCUCAUUAUCAAGGUAUCGUCGUCGAGCUGCUGCGAAGGCCGCGAAUGCGAUGAGAACAUUCGACAUGUUGAUAUCUUUAAACGGACGCAACCAAACGACGAACUCGUUUCGGUCAACCACAGACUUUACGAGGAACUUAAGGCAACGACGUCGUCAACAUCGUCUGCUUCAAAUGGCCACGCGGGCAAAAACGCAGGCGAGUGGCUAGCGACUGGCUCGCAGCCGCCUCUUGUGCCCGUGUACCCGAAGGCCGAGCCUCCGACACACGGUACCACCAUUAUGCUGCAUGUCGUAUCCGCAGCCUCCCCGCUGUCUCUGGUCAUUCAGCCAUUUAACACUUCUAGCGAGCUGGCUAAUCUGCGCGCGCAGAUGCAGCUAUACUACGGCAAACAGGAGAACCGCCUAGAGCUAUCGGAGUUCGAGAUUGGCACGGGCAAAUUCUACGCCUGUUUACAAGACGAGAUAUGGGAGCGGGCGUACGUUGAGAAAGUGAGCGGAGCACCCUCGCCAGACGGCGCCACUUGCACGAUGGCCGUUUGCUACUUUGUCGAUAACGGCGCGUAUAUGCCGUUGACGGUAGCGGCGACCUCCAUCCAACCCUUGCACCAGCAGUUCAGGAAGCUACCCCGUCAGGCCAUUCAGGCGCAGCUACACGGGGUCAGGCCGAAAGAAGGAGCAGCCGACUUCGACCCCAUGGACUGUAUCACCUUCCAGAAGCACAUUACUGGUCGAGAUCUUGAAGGGAAGAUUUGCGACCACUCGGAAGACUCUCGCGUUACGCCCUCGCCCACAUUCAGUCUUGCACUCGAACUCUUCGAAGAAGAUCUUGCUCUACGCGAUCUCUACGCUGAAAUGAACCUGCUAGCGAUCGUUAAGGAUGAAGCCACCUGAAGCGGCGACCUGUGACGGCUAUCGUCAACGUGUUACAGGCAAUAAUAUUAACAGAUUUAUGCAUAAAGAAUGCUAAAGAAACCGAAAAACCAAAAAGACAAUAACCCUUUCGAUUAAUCGGGGGUGGUUUACGUCUUCGUUAUGCUCGUAGUAAUAACUGCUAGCACACAUCUAAUGUUAAAAGGAUACACUACCUGUACCUAAUAUGGGGGUGCCUAUAAGAGGAGGCCCAUAAAAAGCAAAUUGAUUAAGAACAGAAGUGACUACUACGACAGGACAAAUAACGAAUGUACGCUACAGCCGAAUUACCAAUGAGAAAAAGGAAACUAGUGCAGAUAUCGAUAAAGAGAUACACAUAGUGAUGGUAAUAGUAAUAAUAACCUAAUUAUAAAUAUAUACGAGUGCUGCACACGGUUAUACAACAGAAAACCAACAAUGAGUGCAAGCAAAUGAGAGAAGAAAAUACGGUAUUAACGCAAAAAAAAAAAAAAAAA